Leptopilina boulardi is the source of this 1547-nucleotide messenger RNA. Its product is annotated as aminomethyltransferase, mitochondrial. NCBI's taxonomy places the organism in Eukaryota, Metazoa, Arthropoda, Insecta, Hymenoptera, Figitidae. The transcript has 5 exons. Bases 235 to 1470 code for a protein of 411 amino acids. Gene Ontology annotation, cellular component: mitochondrion. The record is from RefSeq and is a predicted model, not a curated record. Gene Ontology annotation, biological process: glycine catabolic process. Gene Ontology annotation, molecular function: protein binding; aminomethyltransferase activity.
UAUCUUUAGUUCUGUGACCUUUUCAUUAAGUUCCUAUAUGAUAUCAAUGAUAAUAUAUAUGUGUAUAAAACAUUAAAGCAAUAGGGAGAAAACAAAUUUAUCUUUUUAAAUACUUUUAGUUAUCAACGAAGAACGACGAGAUCGUGAACGUUUGCUGGGAUAUUACGCUUUUUUUUUUAAUUUAAAUAAAAGUUUUUAAUUUGGACAUUUGAAAAAAAAAAAAAUUAAAUAAAAAUGUUUCGUGUAACUAUUAAAAUUUGUCGUAAUUUUAAAUUUGGUGAAAAUUCAUCAACAAAAUUAGAAUCGAUUAUUAAUUAUGAGAGACGAUAUUUAUCGACACAAGAGGCGAAAAAAACUUGUCUUCAUGAUCUUCAUGUGAAACAUCAAGGCAAAAUUGUAAAUUUCUCCGGUUGGUUAUUACCAGUGCAAUAUAAAGAAGCAAUAGCUGCAUCACAUCAACACACGAGAAUGUUUGCGUCCUUAUUUGAUGUUGGACACAUGUUACAAACGCAUGUAACCGGUAAAGACGCAACUGAAUUCCUCGAAUCCUUGACCACAAGUGAUCUUAAAAAUCUCGGUCAAGGAUCAGCUACCCUCACUGUAUUUACCAAUCGAAAUGGAGGAAUUUUGGAUGACCUAAUUAUAACAAAAGAUCGUGAGGACAAAUAUUUUGUUGUCUCCAAUGCUGGUAGACGAAAUGAAGAUACACAAUUAUUAUUAGAAAAAAAAGAUGAAUUAUUAGCAAAUGGAAAGGAUGUGAAAUUAAAUUUUCUAGAUCCCCUCGAGCAGGGUUUAAUUGCCCUUCAAGGGCCAACAUCAGCAAAUUCAUUACAAUCGUUGUUAAACAUUGAUUUAAUGAAACUUCAUUUUAUGAAUAGUAUUGAAACUGAAAUUAUGAAUGAGACAGUAAGAAUAUCAAGAUGUGGUUACACUGGGGAGGAUGGCUUUGAGAUUUCAGUACCAGAAAAAAUUGCCGAACAAUUAGUGGAAAAAAUUUUGACGAUACCAGAUGUUAAACUCGCGGGACUUGGAGCAAGGGAUAGUUUAAGACUGGAGGCUGGUCUUUGUCUCUAUGGACACGAUAUCGAUGAAAAUACAACCCCCGUCGAGGCUACUCUAACUUGGCUUGUUGCUAAAAGACGUAGAGAAGAGGACAAUUUUCCAGGAGCAGAAAAUAUAUUGUCACAAAUAAAAAUGGGCGUGAUGAAAAAACGAGUUGGUCUUUCAAUGGGUCAAGGACCACCAGCAAGAGAAGGUGCUGCAAUUUUAACACCUGAAGGAGAAAGGGUGGGUAAAGUAACUUCCGGUGGACCAAGUCCUACUCUUGGAAGGCCCAUUGCCAUGGGCUAUUUACCCCCUAACUUAGCAAAAAAUGGUAAUUCUGUCCUUGUUGAAGUUCGAGGAAAAGUUUACAAGGCCAUUAUAACAAAAAUGCCUUUUGUCAAAACAAAUUAUUAUACCAAUAAAUAAUAAAUUUUUUAUUUAAAACAAAUUUUUGUAACGUUUUUUUUUUUAAAUUAAUAUAAUAAAUUUCAUAUUAUAAACUA